CGGGUCCGGGAGAAGUCAGGGGUGACUUUACGCACGGAUCUGAGAUGGAAUGCAUUGAAAGGACUCAGUCAGUGUGAAAAGUUGCAUCUUGUUUCCGACCUCAGACAUGGAGGCGCCAAUGCAAAGACAAUUAACCACAAUAAAGUCGCUCAUCAGUCUCGCCUGGGUCUGAGGUGCAGCGGAGGAUGACACCUGCACCCCGCCUGGCGAGGACCGACGCGUUGUUCCAGACUUGGCAUCUUUGAAGAGAAGGUCAAAGCUCCUGCGAGAGUGACUUCAGAGUCUCCAAUUCUGCAGACGGAUCAUCACCCUGCUCGCUGUCUCCGCCGCUUACCGGCUGCGGCUGCAGAAACAGUGCAUUUGUUGCGCUCCUGUGUAUCUUUGCACCAGCGAGGACUGCGGCAAAAAACAAACAAACAAACAAACAAUAGUAGUCUCGUACCCGAACAUCUCGUACAUACAGGUAAUGUCUCUGCCACAGUCAUUUAAACUGUGCAUACCUCUCAGCUCACCUUGACAUGUCUGCUCCUCUCACCUCUUCAUGCUGUUUCCCUGUUGAGAGUUCACGCCCUCUGGAUAUCAAGAAAUAAAACGGAAAAACAGCUUCCCCUCUCUGCAGCACCAGAACACAGUCUAAUCUCUGGAGCUCUGACUCACCAUGGGCACAGUACUAUCACUGUCACCCGGCUCUCGCAAAUCAGGCUACUAUGACAACCGGCCGGGCUCGCUCAGCCACUACCCGAGCCUGAGCAGCCGCUCUCUCAACAGCCAGAAAGACCGCGGGCUGAAGAGGGGCCAGUCCAUCUUCCUCCCGGCGCUCACGUGGAAGCGGCUGGUGGCCUCCACGAAGAAGAAGGGCAACUCCAAGAAAGGCUCCGGAGGUCCGGUGGCCCUCGGGGAUCCUCUCAACAACAACAACAACAUCAACAUCUACCAAAAGGACCCUGUGCUGCACCUCAACCGCGAGAAUGUGAAGAAGUCUCUGUCGUGUGCCAACCUGUCCAGCUACGAGGGCCCAGCAGGACUGGGUCUGGGGCUUGGCUAUGGGCUGGGGAUGGGUCAAGGGCACGGAUAUGGCUACAGCAAAUCCCAGCAGCUCUCCUCUGUGAAGAAAGUCCCACAGGGCACGGUGACGUCGUCUCCGAAGCGUGUCAUCGUCCAGGCCUCCACCAGCGAGCUCCUGCGCUGCCUGGGGGAGUUCUUGUGUUGUCGCUGCUACCGCCUGAAGCAUCUGUCUCCGGCCGACCCGGUGCUCUGGCUGCGGGCUGUGGACCGCUCGCUGCUGCUGCAGGGCUGGCAGGACCAGGCCUUCGUCACGCCGGCCAACGUGGUCUUCGUCUACAUGCUGUGCCGAGACGUAGUGGACGGCGACCUGGUGGCGUCGGAGCACGAGCUGCAGGCCAUCCUGCUCACCUGCCUCUACCUGUCCUACUCCUACAUGGGCAACGAGAUCUCGUACCCACUCAAGCCCUUCCUGGUGGAGGCGGGUAAGGAGGCCUUCUGGGACCGCUGCCUCGCCAUCAUUGACGCCACCAGCUCCAAGAUGCUGCGCAUUAACGCAGACCCGCACUUUUUCACACAAGUAUUCGCUGAACUGAAGAGUGAAGGCGGCUGCGGCCCUCAGGACUAUAGUCGGGUGCUGGAUCGGUGAGAGGAGGUCUCAGCGCCCGUCCUUGCUGACUGCAUGCCUUUUUGUACACUCAUGCACACAUCUACUUGCACACAGACACACAAAUUUGUCUCAUGCACAUCACCCUCCCCCUUUUUCUGCUCCUGCUGCUCUGCAGAAGCAACGAAGGCCUACAGACUGUUU
This is a messenger RNA of Toxotes jaculatrix (banded archerfish), 1813 nucleotides long. RefSeq lists its product as uncharacterized. The record is from RefSeq and is a predicted model, not a curated record. Gene Ontology annotation, biological process: activation of protein kinase activity; positive regulation of cyclin-dependent protein serine/threonine kinase activity; brain development. The transcript has 2 exons. Gene Ontology annotation, molecular function: cyclin-dependent protein serine/threonine kinase activator activity; protein kinase binding. Lineage: Eukaryota; Metazoa; Chordata; Actinopteri; Toxotidae. Bases 659 to 1651 code for a protein of 330 amino acids. Gene Ontology annotation, cellular component: protein kinase 5 complex; cytoplasm.